UAAUGGGACCGCAAAGGUAGGACAGUGGCUAGAACUGGGGUCUGUGCAGGGGCUGCAAAUCAGAGCUCUGCAGCCCUCACCCCAUCCAACCCAGCCCAGGACUCCCAACCACUGUAGUUCAGGGUCGCGCCCGUUGCGGGGCAACCGUUCAUUUGCAUAUGGUACAGUCUUGGCCAAUGAGGCUGCCUGAAAUGUUGGGUGAUUGGGCCAAGCCCAAGGAACUCAUCUGGGAGAAGGGCAAGGGGAUGGGACUGGGUCUUCUUGCCCUCCAAGCCCCAGGGCACUAAAGUUAUGUACCCGUUUCUCGAAGGGAAUGAACUAAGGCUGGAGGCCAGAACCAAACAGCGAGGGGAGACAAGUGAGGGCUGCUUAUUACCAGAAGCGUCCUGAGCUGUUCUGAGCUACCAAGAAAAGAACAAAAACAAAACACUAAUAAUAAACCCAGGUGUCGAGGGUAAGGGCGACCACAGGCAGAGGUUGGGGCUUGGAUUCCAGUGUCUCUGCCUAGGUUGCUUGAAUGGGAGGCGCCCUGGCGUGGGCGCUGUGGUUGCUGCUGCUACUGCAGGAUCCAUGCAGCCUGGGAUUGUCCUGCAACGUAUCCUCGGAGGAUGUGGACUGGAAUAUGGAGUUCACAGCCACAUGCCUGAACUUCAGCGGUCAAAGCCUGAACCUGCCCUGGAACAGGUCUCUGCAGGCCAGCAGCGUGCUCCUCCUCGACCUGUCUGGGAACAGCCUUCGAGAGCUCCCAUGGUCCUUCUUUGCCCGCCUGGGGAAACUGCAGAUCCUGGAUGUGACUAACAACCCCCUAGACAACGUGGAUGCCAUGCUGGCAGAACGCUGUGACCUUGACUUGAAGGCUGACUGCCUCUGCAUCCUAGCCUCCUGGCACAAGGUUCGAAAGGACAACUGCUCUGGCCAGCUGCCUCUGCAGUGCCUGGAUGCAGGCACCAGCACCUGGCACAACCUCUCCACCUUCCUGGAGGUCGGCUGCUCCCCUGGCCUUGCCUCAAACACCAUUGGGGCACUGGCAGCUAGUGGAAGCCUGCUCCUUGGGCUCUCCAUAGCUGUCCCAUUGCUGGUGUGGAGACUCCGGGCACGCUGGGCACCCAGUAGCCAGAAUAAAACAUGGGCUGCUCCAAAUGGUCCCAGGCCUGGCUCAGUUCAGCAGCUGAAGUACAGUAGCCGGAGCCUCAGCCCUAAGCAACCAGAGGACAGCCUACCCAGACCUCCUACGCCUGACUAUGAGAAUGUGUUCAUGGGCCAGCCACCCGACAGGCACCAGUUGGCCAAACACAGGGAUAACUCUUCAGAGGACAGCGACUUCUACAUGAACUACGAGGGCCUCCACAAGGCCUCCCAGCCCAUCUAUGGCAACUUGGAGUUCCCGGGCCAGGCCCCAGCAGUCGAAGAGGAGUAUGUGAUCCCAGGACACUGAGCUGGAACUCCAGCCUGCCCCCUUCCCGGUGAUUCGGGCCAUUCCGGAUCUCCUCUGGCAUCAGUCUCCCAGGUCAGGAAUGGGGCCAGAGAAGAACUGUCCUUGCAGCCCCCUCCCCAGCCCCUGCUCUGCUCUUCAGCCCCCUCAGCUGCUAGAAAGGGAAGAGAGACCCCAACACAGACACAGGAGGUUCAAGGUAUAAACUCCAUUGUCACCUUCCUCUCAGUGUGCAGA
This is a messenger RNA of Molossus molossus (Pallas's mastiff bat), 1669 nucleotides long. RefSeq names its product leucine rich repeat containing 25 (gene LRRC25). Bases 518 to 1435 code for a protein of 305 amino acids. The record is from RefSeq and is a predicted model, not a curated record. The transcript has 2 exons. Lineage: Eukaryota; Metazoa; Chordata; Mammalia; Chiroptera; Molossidae.